AUGCUCACCCUCCUCCCGAUCUGCCAGCUGCAGAAGCCCCUGCUGCCCCAGGCCUCCCGCAACCUUGGGAACAGCGCCAUUGGCCGCCUCCACCCACUGGGAAAACCACGCAGUUUUCAGUCUGCGGGACCCGGGAAACGUCACAGAGAUGGCGACAUCACAGGCGCCUGCGCCCCUUGUAUCUUCUCGGUCCCCUACCCCCUCCGCCAAAAAGCGCACUGGAGGUGGAGGGGGAGCAACCACCAGCCCACUCCCGGCCACCCAGACACAGACUCCCCCUGUCAGCAUGGGAGUAACAGUAGCCGUGUGACCUUGUACGUGUUUCUCCACCUCGAGAGGAAACUUGGGGCCACUGUGCAUAAUAAGGAGGCAUCACGCAGCAUCGAGUGUCAGCAGGCCAUAAAACAGGUUUGUGUUGGCUCUGGUACCCAGGAUAGGAGGACCAAAGCAGUAAGAGUGAAAAGGGACACAUCCAAGGUCAAGUCAGAAGUGGAAGCUCCCUCCAUCACCUCCUUCUCCCUGACAGGUGCCAAUGCAUUUCCCUGCUGUGGCAAGACCUCGGUGGAAAUCGUGGAGAAACAGAAUGAUCCCAGCCAUCCCCAUCAUUCAGCAGAAGUAGGGGCACAAUCGGUAGAACAGAAACCCCUGUUCCAAGAUCCAAACCCAGAGCAGGAAGAAAACUUUGGCCUGAAAAUGAACAUGGAUCCCAUAUGGAAGGUGGACAGCUUGGAAUCUUGCAGUGACAGCUCUAAGCCAGAAUAUACUAUUGAAACCUUCCAUCCCACCACAGAGGAGCUGGCAGAGAUGCAGAGCUUCAACCAAUGGAGCAUAGACUCGAUCCGCAGCAACUCAGAGGAGGACAAGGUACUAAUCCAAAGUCGCUCCAUCCAUGCACAGACCUCCAGACACCUCUUCUGGUCAGACAAGACUGUCCAGGCCUCAGAGAACAGCCUACAAAAGGUGAUUGAAAUCCAAGACAAAGGUAGUAGCAAAAAGACUACCAGAAGCCACCCAGAAAAGAAAUCCAUUUCCAUUGCCACUCCCACUCUCCCAGCUGCAUGCUCCCAGAAGCCACCUGUAAGCUCCUCUCUUCCUGUCUCCCACCUUUCACCGCCCAUCGGCCUAUCGGAUCUGAUCAACUUUGCAUCUUCCCUGGCCAUAGCCUCUACUAGCAACAUGAACUUGCCCAGUUUGGAGAAAAUGCUCAAACCUGUACUACAGAAGACUCCAGAACCUUCUACAAAGCCCUCCCAGCCCGCUGAAGAGAAGCAAGAGCUGACAGGGAAACUCAAAACUGUAAAGUUCCAGAAAACUUGGGCUGAACAAGAAACAAACUUCCCUCACCCUUUCUUAGAAUUCAGCAAGCCAGGGAUCAAGACAGCCACCCUUGAAGGGGAAGUGAAGUUUGUCCAGACAUCAACCAUGAACUCCCAAGAAUCCCAGGAUGACUCCGUGCCACCAGGAACCAAGAAAGGGAGUCCAUUAUUGCUGAAAAUCCAUUUUAAGCUGUUAUCCCCUGAACUCCAGAGAAAUGACUAG
Messenger RNA from Dipodomys spectabilis (banner-tailed kangaroo rat), 1539 nucleotides. It is a transcript of the gene Spata32, whose product is annotated as spermatogenesis associated 32. Gene Ontology annotation, cellular component: perinuclear region of cytoplasm. Bases 1 to 1539 code for a protein of 512 amino acids. Gene Ontology annotation, biological process: spermatogenesis. NCBI's taxonomy places the organism in Eukaryota, Metazoa, Chordata, Mammalia, Rodentia, Heteromyidae. The transcript is spliced from 6 exons. Gene Ontology annotation, molecular function: actin binding. The record is from RefSeq and is a predicted model, not a curated record.